UCUUACAAUCGGCAUUAGUAUGGGGCAGGAUUUCCCUUUCUGUGUAUAUUCCGGAACAUUAUCGUAAAUAUAUGUGAGAUAUUGUAUAUAUUCAUAAAUGUUGUGGAUGCUACACUUUUUACAACUGUUCAGCGCUCAUUUUUAAACGCGGAUUAUGAAAGCAGGAAUUGGAGGUGACCAGGAUUGUGUGAACUGGUGAGAGGACAUUGCUAGACACCCUGAGUCAUCUAUAUGGGCCAUCUUCUUUCCAAAAAUGGUAAGCGUGUGAAGAAGAGAAAAAGGAAACUGCAGAGGAACUGCUUCCUGCACGGGCCGUGCAUGUUGUGCUUCAUCGUCCACAGCAACGCCAACAGCAGUGACGAGAACCAGCUUGAGAGUGCUUCCAAGCUCGCUGAGAGGUACGCCACUCUCAGUACACCGGAGGACUGUGCCAAGUUUCUCCUGUCUCCAAAGGAACUCUGGGAAGAACAGGGCAAAAGUCUGCUUUCCAGUGUCCCUGCCAAGUUCAUUGGGCCUCAGCUCUUCAGAACUGUCUCCACUGAGUACUCUGAGAUGGUAUGUAAGAGGAAGUGUGGAGGGGUACAGAAGUGCACGCCUUGCAAGCAGCCGCGCUGUACCUUUCAGGAGGUGACCGAGAAUGGGGUGGUCAGUGACCCAGCAGCCCAGUGCCACAUCCAUCUGUGCAGCUUGCCCUCGUCUUCCUCCUCCUCCACAGAGUGCUCCAGUGUGGGGCUGCAGGUGGACUUGGGGGAGAGCAGCACCACCACUAACCAAGGCUCCUCCGAGAGCAGUGAACUUGCACCUCACAAGAACCUGCCAGAAUUAAAAGUGUUUGAGACUGAUGUGUCCAGUGUUAACCUCCUACCUUCUUCAAUCCUGCUAAAGAUAUUUGCUCAUCUAUCCGUGAAGGAACGCUGUCUUUCUGCAUCAUUAGUUUGCAAGUACUGGUGUGAUCUGUGUUUAGAUUUUCAGUUCUGGAAGCAGAUCGACCUCAGUGGUCGACAGCAGGUCACAGAUGAUCUUCUUGUAAAGAUUGCCGCCAGGAGGCAGAAUGUGACUGAAAUUAACAUCUCUGAUUGCCGCAACGUUUUAGAUGAUGGGGUGCGCUCCCUGGCAUCCCAGUGCCCGGGUCUUCUUAAAUACACGGCGUACCGAUGCAAACAGCUUAGUGACCUCUCUCUCCUUGUCAUAUCCACUCACUGUCCCCUUCUGCAAAAGGUGCACGUGGGGAACCAGGAUAAACUCACUGACGAAGCCCUCAAACAGUUGGGAGAACACUGUUCUGAACUGAAAGAUGUCCACUUUGGUCAAUGCUACAAGAUAACUGAUGAAAGCAUGGUGGUGCUAGCAAAGGGCUGUCCAAAGCUGCAAAGAAUCUACAUGCAAGAAAACAAACUGGUGACGGAUAAAUCAGUAAAAGCAUUUGCUGAACACUGUCCGGAUCUGCAAUUUGUCGGUUUUAUGGGCUGCUCUGUUACAUCCCAAGGGGUCAUCCACCUCACUAAACUCAAGAACCUGAGCAGCCUGGACUUGCGUCACAUCUCUGAGCUGAAUAACGAAACGGUGAUGGAAGUGGUGAGGAAAUGCAGGAACCUGAGCUCACUUAACUUGUGCUUGAACUGGAGCAUCAAUGACAGAUGUGUGGAGUUUAUAGCGAAGGAAGGACAGAGCCUAAAAGAACUAUACUUGGUAUCAUGCAAAAUCACUGACUAUGCUUUGAUAGCUAUUGGCCAGUACAGCACAACCAUAGAGACGGUGGAUGCAGGCUGGUGUAAAGAAAUCACGGAUCAGGGAGCCACCCUGAUUGCUCAGAGCAGCAAGUCCCUCAGGUAUCUGGGACUGAUGAGGUGUGAUAAGGUGAAUGAAGAGACCGUGGAGCAGCUGGUUCAGCAGUAUCAACACAUAACAUUCAGCACAGUGAUGCAGGACUGCAAGAGGACCCUGGAGAGAGCCUAUCAGAUGGGUUGGAUACCCAACACUUCCACUGCAUCAUAACCUCCUGCCUACAGAACCCAUCAUUAAUCUGACACACGUAUAUCCAGCAGCUCUAAUGUGUAAGGUUUUUAAUAACACAUGUACAGUAACAAACCAUCAGAAGCCAGGAGUCAACAGUCGACCGGGAACACAUUUAAAAUAAGCAGAAAACAGGCAAUAAAUAAAUACAUAAACAAACAAACACUGUUGAAACUUUUCAAGCAGCAUUAAAACGGGAUUGAAGUAGCUCUAUUUGUACAUUUUGUAGCUGUACAACCAUAGAGUCAAAAUGCAUUGAAAUACAGCAUGUGUCUGGAAAACGCAAAGCAACUGUCAACCAGAUGCCUGCUUAGUUUUGUAUUUCUUGGUUAAAAACAAUACAAGCUCGACAACUGUUGCUACCAGACAUUAAGGUUCUUUGUUUUUUUUUUCCAACUUAAAACUAGUUUAGAGAUUUUUGUUUUUUUGUAUAAUCAUUUGAACUUUGUUUUUGCCAGAUAGUGCUAAGUGUGAUUGCAAUACAUGACUAGAUAAUAAUAGACCAGGUUUACUACCUGUUAAGUAAAACCCGUUUGCCUGAACAUGUAUAGUAUUUGUCGUAUACCAUGGUAUUUUAUUAUUAUUACUAUUGUUGUUGUUUAGUAAGAGAACAGAGGAAGUAAACACCACAGGGAACUACACACAUUGUAAACCUGGGGAUUUUUUUCAGCAUUUUAAAAUCCUUCCCUUUAUUGUAUCAGUAAACAAUAGUUGUUACAAGACACUAUUAUGCAAAUAAUCUGGGUAUAUUUGUUAUUGUUUAAAGUAGAAAAGGCUUGUGGGAAAAAGUGGUAAUUAGUAUUGUAAUUAUAUAAACUGAAUACAGUACCUGGGGAUUGUGAAGGAGAUGUACGUUUGUGAUGGCUUUGUAGAAUAUCAUAUUACCCAGAUGAUCUUUCAGCCUUACCUUUAGACUUUCACCUUUUUGCGGGAUAUUUUCACACUUGAUCCUAUUUUUUUAUUAUUGUUAAUGUCAUUCUGUGUCCAAGAUAUCAUCAAUUGGCAUACCUGUCAUGGCAAUAAAUCUCUUGCAUGGUUUCACGUCUACCAUUUCCAGCAUUGUGUUUCAGAAGCAAGGGCUCUGUUUUAUUUCCCCUAAAGCCAGAAGAAUCCCAUCAUAUUCAGUAGACAUUCACUAGCCAAUUAAAAGAGAGCCCCUUGCUACCUGCAUUUGUGGUUUUGUCUUGUGUGUACUGUCCAGUGCUUCAUUAAUGUGUUAGUUUGCAUCAACUGAUUUGGUUCUUGUAACAUACCUUAAACUUAAAACUCAGAUGUUCAUAUUUGUUAAAUAUUCCUAGAACUCUGGAAAUUAUAUAGGUGUCCAAAGGGCUAUAUUUGUAAUUGUGACCUAUUUUAUUUCUUCCCAUAAUGCCACCAAUAUAUACAAUACAUCUAAUACUUUUAGACACAUUUCGUAACCCCCCUAAAAGACAGCAUGUAUCUGCAAAAGGAAUACUUGACUUGUUUUGUUUGGUCAUUUCUCUCUUUCAAUAAAGCACACUUAAUCUAUCCUUCUAAUUCAUUUAAUAAAAAGGUAAAAUUGAGACUGAUAAAUAUAUGUUCAUAGUAAAAGGUCACUGAUUACAUCUUUUGAAGGAUGAUACAAAUAUAUGUGAAUGAACUCUAUAGAACUUAUGGGGGGGGGGGGGUCUUUGGGUCAGGUUCCAUUAAAAUGAAGAUAUUCCACCUACAGUACAAGUAUGAUGAAACAUUUACUGAGGUUUGACAAUAGGCCAUGUGCAGGAGAUGAUUGAAUGGGAGUCAGAGGCAUAGCAUCCAUGUGUAGGAGAUUAUUGAAUACAGUGGUGGGUUUCAGGACUACCUUUAUUUAAGUGUAUUAUAUAAAUUGCCAGGAGUUUGAUGUAAAUGUACAUCUAUAUCCCUUAUACUUUUUCAAACUUCUGGUACCUGGUCACAUCAAUAAUAUACAGUACCUGUAACUAACUUAAUAAUAAAACAUGGCAAAAUCCUGCUGUGCAAUAGGAGUCAGCUUUACAGCACCAUAGUUGUCCUUGUUAGAAUAGCUGAAUAAAUGCAGCCUUGUUUUGGUCAUGCUUUUGUAGAAAACAGCUUUGAAACAUGAGCUCCCAUUGAAUCAUUGCUUGUUUUGAUCCUUUGAACUAUGUAAGAAAGAUCCAAGGUUUUCAAGGAGCAUCAAGGAAACGGACUCAAUUUACACCAUUUCGUUUUGCAUUCGGACACAAUGUUUGAUUAUGUUGUUUGAAAGCAAACGUCUUUCCAAGAAGUGUUUUAUUGUCUUUAGAGAUGAGAAAAGUGUAUUUUACUGAUGAAUUGUUAAUUAAAUUGUUUGUUAUGCACUUAUUUGGAAGGUUGUGUUGACACCUAUGAUUUGCACAGGGAAUUACAUUAAAACAAUCAAUACUCCUCCACUUCCAAAAUGCAGAAAGUCAGCACAUUCGGUUUCUUUUGACUAAUGUGUUCUGCGAAUGUAUUAGAUAUAUCAUACCCCAAUAUGAAACAUUGGUUACAUGUCAUAUGCAUUUGCGGUCCAUCCUUCUUGUCAGUUGUUGAGUGCGACAAUGUGUGGACAAGAAGCAUCAGCCAGUGCCCAGUAACUCCCAGUUAAGUGUUGUUGUUGCUUGCAUAGUUACAUUAUAAACCCCUUCCUUUUGAGUGGUGUUAAGAAAAUCACAGCUGCCAAGGACUAUGUAAAGAAGUGUCAAGUGUUUAAUAAUGGAUAAGGAUGAACAGUAGUGUGAAAAAUGUAUUAGAACACCUCAAUAUGUGUCAUUGAUGUCGUUUAUAUACAGUACCAGUAAAAAGUUUUAGUACACUUGCUAGUAACUGGGUUUUUUUCAUAAUUGACAAUGUUUUACGUCGUAUACGUUUCUGUAAAUACUUGCAAAUGAAAACACGU
This is a messenger RNA of Polyodon spathula (Mississippi paddlefish), 4891 nucleotides long. Its product is annotated as F-box/LRR-repeat protein 17-like. The transcript is spliced from 10 exons. The coding region runs from base 232 to 1995 and encodes 587 amino acids. NCBI's taxonomy places the organism in Eukaryota, Metazoa, Chordata, Actinopteri, Acipenseriformes, Polyodontidae. Gene Ontology annotation, cellular component: SCF ubiquitin ligase complex. Gene Ontology annotation, molecular function: protein binding. The record is from RefSeq and is a predicted model, not a curated record. Gene Ontology annotation, biological process: SCF-dependent proteasomal ubiquitin-dependent protein catabolic process.